This is a messenger RNA of Scatophagus argus, 2069 nucleotides long. RefSeq names its product hexosaminidase (glycosyl hydrolase family 20, catalytic domain) containing (gene hexd). The record is from RefSeq and is a predicted model, not a curated record. Gene Ontology annotation, molecular function: hexosaminidase activity. NCBI's taxonomy places the organism in Eukaryota, Metazoa, Chordata, Actinopteri, Scatophagidae. Bases 319 to 1761 code for a protein of 480 amino acids. The transcript has 12 exons. Gene Ontology annotation, biological process: carbohydrate metabolic process.
UCAUAUUUAGGCUACGGCGGAGCUAUGUCUUAAUCGUGUAUGUGAUACUCUGCUCUAGGAUUCACAGAUGUUGAACUCUAACAGUCUGUAGCAUGCGGUCGUCAAUCCAUUGCUCUGCCCGCUGAGACUAAAUUAAUCGAUUACCUACACCGUGUACCUGAAUUGAAACGACUGGAAGCGGUAGACAGAGGCGGAUCUGACCAGAACACAAAGUGGUCUACCUCACAACAAUAUCCUGCUCGCAGUGUCAGUCCUUUCAGAUAUCCAAUUAAAGGUUUUUUUUUCUUGGUCUGUACUGUCCAGUCUGUACUCAGCAGAAUGGCGUGUCCACCUUGGCCCAAAGGAAAAAAACUGGUUCACCUGGAUUUGAAAGGCGCCCCGCCAAGAGUAGAAUAUCUUCACAAGCUGAUCGAGUUGUUCUCUGAGCUGGGAGUUAAUGGCCUGCUGGUGGAGUAUGAGGACAUGUUUCCUUAUGAAGGGGAGCUGAAACUGCUGCAGGCCACAACACAUCCUGCUUACAGCCAUGAGGAGGUACUAUCUGUGCAGGAAUUUGCCAAAUCUAAGGGCAUUGAGGUCAUCCCACUUGUGCAGACGUUUGGUCACAUGGAGUUUGUCUUGAAACAUCAGCCCAUGUGGGGCUUGAGAGAGGUGCCAUAUUGUGUGGGUACCCUGAAUCCCCACAAAGAAGAGGGGGUGAGGCUGGUGAUGGAGAUGGUGAGGCAGGUGGUUAAGCUGCAUCCAGGCCUGAGCACACUCCACAUUGGAGCAGAUGAGGUGUACAUCCUCGGCGAGGGGAAAGAGUCCAAACAGUGGUUGGACUCACGUGGACGGACUGUGGAGCAGCUAUUCCUGAGCCAUGUGACCAAGGUGGCCAAGGCCAUCAAGGAGGCAUGGCCUCACAUGACUAUCAUAAUGUGGGAUGAUAUGAUGAGAGCCAUGAACCAGGACAUACUGAAAGAUAGCGGUCUAGUGGGUCUCAUCCAGCCCAUGCUGUGGGACUACACCCCUAAUCUGGAUGUGGACAAAACUGUGUCUUUGCUGGAGAAGUACUGCAGUGCCGGCAUGCCAGACCUGUGGGUGGCCAGCUCAUUUAAAGGCUCCACCAGUGUUUACACAUGCGUAACCAGCACACAGAGACAUGUGGAUAAUCAUUUGCAGUGGCUGAAAGUGGCUGCUUCUUUAUCUCCUGGUAUAAACCUGCAAGGCAUCGCCAUCACAGGCUGGCAGAGGUAUGACCACCUGUCGGUGCUGUGUGAGCUCAUGCCUGUGGCUCUUCCAUCACUAGCAUCCUGUCUCCAGACACUCAGCCAUGGUCAGUUCCAUGAUGAGGCUCAGAAAGAAGUAACUGAGAGACUGGGCAUUUCCUCAGUGGAGGUAGAGGGCAUGGGGAGGGCUUCUGCAGGUGACUUGCUGUUUCCAGGAAGGAAGCUGGCUGAGCUAAUUGUGGAGCUCAACUCACUGCUGAACUCAGAGGACAUACGAUUGUUUGAAAACAACAUGUUUGUAAGAGGAUGGUUCAGCCCCUACCACAGACAGAGGAAGAUGGUAACCCCUCUCAUCACCAUGCAGAUUCAGAGCCAAGCAUCAACGUUUUUAGCUGCAUUACAACAGAAGGUGGAUGCCAUGAGAGAGGAGAUGGUGCGUCUUUAUCCGGAUUCAACAGCCCAGGAGUGGAUAGAGGAACAUGUCAGCCCUGUGAUGUCCCCUUUACAGAGGAUAACGGAGGAUAUCGGAGCUUGUGUGAAGGAGAUGGUGCCAUAAAACAUUUUACAAAAUCGAAUUGUUUUUUUAAUGAAUUCCAAUACUGGUCUCUUAUUUUUUUUUGCAACCUGCAAUGAAAUUAACAUAAGUAAUUUUAUGUGUGAUUUUUCUCUUAUCCAAAAACAAACUGGUGUAUACAUAUUGCCCUAAUUAUAGCAAAGAAAGAAAACAAUAUUAAAAGAGGACUUUGGGUUUACAUAAAAAGCUUUAUAUCAUUCCUGCAAAUGUAUAAAAGUAAAGAGACAAUAAAAUAAAAAAAAAAAAACUUCAAGCAGAAUACACUGUCAUUCAACAUAAACCAUUUCCCA